AUGGAAGCCCCGGGUUCCCCCUACGCCUCCUCGCCCGAGUCCGCCCCCAAGCGCGCCCCCCGCUCCUCCUCCCCGCCGCCCCCGCAGGACCGCCCCGAGACCGAGCCCGAGCCCGAGCACGAAGAUGAAAAGGAGAAGCCAACGCAUUUGAGGUUCCUGGUGUCUAACACGGCAGCAGGGUGCAUCAUUGGCAAGGGUGGCUCAACUAUCAAUGACUUCCAGUCCCAGUCUGGUGCUCGCAUUCAGUUAUCACGCAGCCAUGAGUUUUUCCCUGGUACAAAUGACAGAAUCAUCAUGGUCUCUGGACAAUUUGACGAUGUAAUAAAGGCCAUGGAUUUGGUUCUCGAGAAACUCUUGGCAGAGGCGGAAGAAUCCAAUGAAGCUGAAGCUAGGCCUAAGUUUAGACUUGUGGUUCCUAACAGCUCUUGUGGAGGGAUUAUUGGUAAAGGAGGAGCAACAAUCAAGUCAUUCAUUGAAGAUUCACAUGCUGGAAUUAAGAUUUCACCACAGGACAACAACUUCGUUGGCUUGCAUGAUAGGCUUGUUACUAUCACAGGACCCUUAAACACUCAGAUGCGAGCGAUAUAUUUGAUAUUGAACAAGUUAUCUGAGGAUGUUCACUACCCACCUAAUUUGAGUUCCCCAUUUCCAUAUGCAGGCCUUGGUUUCCCAAGUUACCCUGCCGCUGUUCCUGUUGGGUAUAUGAUUCCACAGGUUCCAUAUAAUAAUGCUGUGAACUAUGGACCUAAUGGUUAUGGUGGUGGUGGUGGUGGAAGGUACCAAAACAACAAGCCUGGUACACCUGUUAGAUCACCUGCUAAUACUGAGGCCCAAGAAUCACAUACCAUCGGUGUUGCUGAUGAACACAUCGGUGCAGUUGUAGGACGAGCAGGGAAGAACAUAACAGAGAUCAUUCAGGCUAGUGGUGCCAGGAUCAAGAUAUCAGAUAGGGGUGACUUCAUAGCUGGAACAUCUGACAGGAAAGUGACUAUAACUGGGUCAUCUGAAGCUAUCCAGGCGGCCGAGUCUAUGAUCAUGCAGAGGGUGGCAGCCAGUUCUGAGAGGUGAUGAAGACGGAGCGCACCCCUGCCGAUGUCGUGGACUGCGAGCGAACUUGUUUUUUUUUGUUCACCUAGCUUUAGUGCUAUCUGCAAAGCUUGAGAAAUUUUUAAGAUGACUGUUCGUGUUAGUAACCAGUUAAAUUAGCUGUGUUUUUCCCUCCCGGAAUAGUACUAGCAUUAUAUAUUUCUCAGACAGAUUUGACUCUCCAUAACACAGAAACAAAUGCUGGUGUGCUAGUUCUGCUGCUGCCUGUUUGAAGUUUUGAGAUUUGGGAAGGUUGUUGGUCGGAUUAUGUACA
Messenger RNA from Lolium rigidum, 1360 nucleotides. Its product is annotated as protein BTR1-like. Lineage: Eukaryota; Viridiplantae; Streptophyta; Magnoliopsida; Poales; Poaceae. Bases 1 to 1068 code for a protein of 355 amino acids. Gene Ontology annotation, molecular function: mRNA binding. Gene Ontology annotation, cellular component: cytoplasm; cytosol. Gene Ontology annotation, biological process: regulation of gene expression. The transcript has 8 exons. The record is from RefSeq and is a predicted model, not a curated record.